Exaiptasia diaphana is the source of this 2641-nucleotide messenger RNA. Its product is annotated as neuronal acetylcholine receptor subunit alpha-10. Lineage: Eukaryota; Metazoa; Cnidaria; Anthozoa; Actiniaria; Aiptasiidae. Gene Ontology annotation, cellular component: postsynaptic membrane; synapse; neuron projection. The record is from RefSeq and is a predicted model, not a curated record. Gene Ontology annotation, molecular function: transmembrane signaling receptor activity; acetylcholine-gated monoatomic cation-selective channel activity. Bases 403 to 1944 code for a protein of 513 amino acids. Gene Ontology annotation, biological process: chemical synaptic transmission; monoatomic ion transmembrane transport; nervous system process. The transcript is spliced from 7 exons.
CGGCGACGUGACGUACAGACCGUUAUAUAGGGUGUAAAAUAGUAUACAACUGGACCAAAUGAGGUUCGUACAAGUCGUGGAAUAMGCUCUCAUGUAAAUGACGACCUUGAUAGUAUAAGGAAAUGAAUGGCUCCCGAUGUCAUUGUUAACGAUAGAUAUUUUGACAUGUACACCAAAGGAAACCAAAGCCAAUUGCUUCGUUAUCCUGGGUAUGUAAGCUCAUGUUAAUUGAAAAAACCACUGCAAAUAGGCUGAACGUAAAUACACCAAGAGUCGAGUAUAAAUUGGACGACAGUUCACGAUAAAAUACCCAUCCUCAAGAUUAUAGRAAGAAAGGACYUUGUUACUUCGACAGUUGCGAAAAACAUUGAUGGUGAUUUAUAACUACUUGGUUUCAGUAAGAUGUCCAACUGGUAUUCCUUUGGAUUUGUUUUCCUCGUCGUUUCUAUUUUUAAUGAGUUCUGUAGUUUAGAAGCUAAUAAACUKCAAAGUCCAGAAGAAAAAGUUAUUAAUUUCAUAUUAGAGAACUACCGUCAAGAGGCGCGUCCUGUUAUUAACCCAAAUAGUACCGUCAGCGUCGAGUUUGGACUCGAACUCGUACAACUCGUUAACGUGAAUGACAGACAUCAAAUGAUUACAACUAAUGUAUGGGUUCGACAGAAAUGGGAAAACCAACUUCUUACUUGGGACCCUGACAAAUACAACGGUAUAAGACAAGUUCGACUGGAUGCCAGUAAAGUAUGGAUCCCGGAUAUWGURCUCUACAACAGUGCUGGAAGUGARUUCAGCGGUGGAACAGAGAAGUACAAGACACCUGUYAUUGUGAAUUUCGAUGGAACCAACAAUUGGUUUAGUCCAGCAUCGUUUACAAGUACMUGUAAAAUAGACGUCACCUUCUUUCCCUUUGAUAGUCAGACAUGCUCAAUGAAGUUUGGCUCCUGGACCUACGAGAUUAACGAUCUGGAUAUGACGCCAGAAAACGCUUCCAUGACAUCAAUGUACACAGAAAGCGCCGAAUGGGAUCUAAAAAUUGCCUUUAAGAGACGUCAAGCAAAGAAAUACCCAUGCUGUACCAACGAAUUAGUCGACAUCACAGCUUUCAUCACUAUCAAACGAAAACCUUUGUUUUAUCUCUUUAACCUUGUUGUCCCAUGCAUGAUAAUCCUGUCCAUGAUCCUCCUGGGCUUCUUCCUACCCCCUGAAUCYGGUGAACGUAUUACCCUCAGUAUUACAAUUCUUCUAGCGAUGGCUGUGUUYUUGCAACUGGUUGGAGAAAGUUUACCUCGAAACUCAGAGACAAUACCGUUACUUGGCACAUUUUACAUCGCCAUCAUGGCGGAGAUCUCAAUAUCCUUGAUGUUGACUUGUUUUGUGUUGAACAUUCAUUAUCGAGGAACUGGAAACUCAGCCCAAGAGGUCCCAGUCUGGGCCAAAAUCAUUGUCCUCGAUUGGUUAGGCUAUGUAUUGUGUGUCAGGCGGUCCUUCAGAGAAGAUCGUGAUUCACAGCCAUUGCGCACAGAGAAAAGAUACGUGGAUACGCGUAAAGGAGGGGCYGGAUAUUCUGUUUCAUUGGCUUAUGAAUACGCGGACAUGAACUUCGCGCCGUCAGCUAACUGUCAUUGCAGUCGAUGCUCGCACGCUCGUGGAGUCGUUUAUGAGAACAGCGCUGACCGUAACCACGCACCGGAUAUCAAGUUUGUAGAAAAUCGUUUUACAGGAGAAAACUCGCCCGUCGGAUCACCAGGUUGGAAGCGACGUCCAGGAGAACCCAGCCUGACCGAGGAAAUCAGCGUUCUUUCGAAUAGCAUCCGAGAACGAGAGAAGAUGGAGAGACACCAAGAGGAAUGGAAGUAUUUUGCCAUGGUUAUGGAUCGGAUGUUCUUUUGGCUUUAUUUUGCAACUAUUAUCAUAUCAUCAUUAACGAUUAUAUUACGCAGACCGUGAAGUAUUAUGGGUACCUCUGGUCUCGAGGUCUGUUAGCGUUCAUCGUGGAGUCUUUGGUCCUCUCCCUUAGAACCAAAUCAGGGUGAAGAAAAAAUCAGUUAAUCAACAACAACAACGGUGCCAUUAGCAACGGUUACCAUCGCAACAGUUGCCAACCAAAGUUCAUGGAAACGAAAUGUUGUUUAUCCGAGGAAAUAUCUGAAGUAUAUCGAUUGGGAAACACUAAACUAGAGAUCGGAGUGUAAAAUAUAAUAAUAUGUAUGCUGUCAAACAGUUGUAAGUAAGUGUUUAUAUUUAUGAUUAGCAUUUUUGAUACUGCAUUGGUGCUAAUCAAGGACGUAUAGUAUCAUUGUUGAAAGGUAGUAACCUAAAAGAUAUUUGCUAUUAUAAUGACAUUUGAGUCACGUCGUUGGGUUACCUGUAGCUUAGGAGGACAGAGGAAAGCCUGGUUUGUGCAAAGUCGACUGCUAUAUUUCCGCUAGAAGUUUUGACUACYUUGRAAAUCCAAACAUUGCGGUAGUUCAGGUUUAAAGGAAAKGCUUAUUUUUAGCAAUUUAGUCAAUAAUGGUUGUGUUGUGGUGCAGGCUGAAUGUCAAUAUUGCCAAGAAUCCAUAAUUAUAGAAGUUUCGUUUGUAAAAGACAAUGKAAAGAAUAUUAAAUUCAAAAAUWAUGAAUAGUUAGUUUGAAAAUAUUCAGU